GCUUAGCGUCGAGGGGCGGUGACAGGAGGCGGGGUGAGAAGAGGCGGGACGAAAAGCUGUGCGUAUGCACGCACUCCCUGCGUCUGUCCGACCUGGCUCGGCAUUACGCGCGGAGCGAGGGAGUGCGUGCGUGCGUGCGUGUGCGUGCGGUCCCGGUUCCCGCCAUCAGCCGCCGGCCCUGACGGGGGGCAGAGCGCGCCAGCUUCUCUGCACCCGGCGUCCCCUUUCCCCCCUCCCCCUCCCGCGUCCCAGCUCGGCUCCUCGAGGGGCUCCCGGAGCUGCCGCUGCAGCUGAGUUGAUGUCUUCGGGAGGACUGGAAUAGCUGCAGACUAUGGGUAGUUCCUCAAGAAGAGUUCUUUACCUAUGGCACAAGCAUCAAAAUAAAGACUAUUGGAAGUAAUGACACUUGGCGGACAUGCAUUGUUAUUUUGAGAGGAGUUAUAAACAGCUGAAUAGACAAAUAAUGGAAUCAGAUUGGUGGAAACACUAUUUCUUUUUGAACCUUUCAGGUGAAGUUGUGAUUUUCUUUUUAAUUUGGGUAGAAGCAAUUUAUUUUUAAAAAGUAUGACUCCUUUGAAGAUACAUGGUCCUAUCCGAGUACGGAGCAUUCAGACGGGGAUUACAAAAUGGAAAGAAGGAUCAUUUGAAAUUGUGGAAAAAGAAAAUAAAGUCAGCCUAGUGGUUCACUAUAAUGCUGGAGGAAUUCCAAGGACAUUUCAGCUAAGUCAUAAUAUAAAGAAUGUGGUUCUUCGACCUAAUGGAGCAAAACAAAGUCGUCUGAUUCUUACACUGCAGGAUAACAGCUAUUUGUCCAUUGACAAAGUACCAUGUAAGGAUGCAGAUGAAAUGAGGCUGUUUCUGGAUGCAGUCCAUCAAAACAGACUCCAUACAGCCAUGAAACCUUCCCAGGGGUCUGGUAGCUUUGGCGGAGUUCUCGGGAGCAGGACUACACAGAAGGAAGUCAACAGGCAGUACUCUUACAUAGAAAAUCAGACUUCUUCCAAAAAAGCAAGCUUGGAAUCCAAAGAUGAUACAUUUCGAAAAGUUCUUGGUAAUCCAGGCAGAGGAUCCACAAAGACCCCAACAGGAAGUAUCAUGAGUGGAACCCGCAUACAUACCUCUCUGUCUUCUACUUCAACACCUUUAAGAACAGGAUUAUUAGAAAAUCGGAGUGAGAAGAGAAAAAGAUUGCUCUCAUCAGGGUCAGAAAUGAAUGAAGAUUACCCCAAGGAAAAUGAUUCAUCCUCGAACAAUAAAGCUAUGACAGAUCCUUCAAGGAAGUAUUUAAACAACAGUAGAGAGAAACAGCUAAGCUUGAAACAGACAGAGGAGAAUAGAACAUCAGGACUUUUGCCCCUACAGUCAUCAUCCUUUUAUGGUAGUAGAGCAAUAUCAAAAGAUUACUCUCCUGGAAAUUCAAACCUAGACAGGAAUAAUGUUUCAAGCCAGACUCCCUCUGCCAAAAGGAGUUUGGGGUUUCUUUCCCAGCCAGCUCCUCUGUCUGUUAAAAAACUAAAGUCUAACCAGGAUUAUACUGGAUGGAAUAAACCAAGAGUGCCCCUUUCUACCCAUUCACAGCAACAAUUACAAGGCUUUUCAAAUUUGGGAAAUACUUGCUAUAUGAAUGCCAUUUUACAGUCCCUAUUUUCACUCCAGUCAUUUGCAAAUGAUUUGCUUAAGCAAGGUAUCCCGUGGAAAAAAAUACCACUUAAUGCACUUAUCAGACGUUUUGCCCACCUUCUUGCUAAGAAAGAUGUUUGUAAUUCAGAAACAAAAAAAGAUUUGCUGAAAAAGGUAAAAAAUGCCAUUUCAGCUACUGCAGAGAGAUUCUCUGGCUACAUGCAAAAUGAUGCACAUGAAUUUUUAAGUCAGUGUUUGGAUCAGCUAAAGGAAGACAUGGAAAAGUUAAAUAAAACUUGGAAGACUGAGCCUUUAUCUGGGGAAGAGAAUUCUCCAGGACGGACUUCAGAUGAUAUUGCAGCUACCAGGAUAUACACAUGUCCUGUUAUUACUAAUUUGGAGUUUGAGGUCCAGCAUUCUAUCAUAUGUAAAGUAUGUGGUGAAACUGUUCCCAAACGUGAACAAUUUAAUGACCUUUCCAUUGACCUUCCCCGAAGAAAGAAACCACUACCUCCUCGGUCAAUCCAAGAUUCUCUUGAUCUUUUCUUUAGGGCAGAAGAGCUUGAAUAUUCCUGUGAGAAGUGUGGUGGAAAGUCUGCUAUUGUCACACAUAAAUUCAACAGACUUCCCAGGGUCCUUAUUCUUCAUCUGAAACGAUACAGCUUCAAUGUGGCCCUCUCACUCAACAACAAGGUUGGACAGCAAGUCGUUAUUCCAAGAUAUUUAACUUUAUCAUCCCAUUGCACUGAAAACACAAAACCUCCCCUUACUUUGGGUUGGAGUGCACAUACAGCAAUUUCUCGGCCAUUAAAAGCAUCCCAAAUGGUGAAUUCCUGCACCAUCAGCACUUCUACCCCUUCAAGGAAAUAUACAUUCAAAUCUAAGAGUUCUUUAGGAUUCUCCAUUGAUUCAGACAGUGAGGAUGAGCUAUUAAAACGUUCUGUGGCCCUUGGCCAGAGACUUUUUGAAAUGCCAAGCAAGGAGCAACAAGAAGACCUGGAAAAAGGUUCAAAAAAAUGUAAAAUGGAAUCUGAUAAAUCAGAAUUGGGAAAUUCAGGAUUUGAUGGAAUGAGUGAAGAUGAACUUCUGGCAGCUGUCUUGGAGAUAAGUAAGAAAGAAGCCUCAUUGACUUUGGCUAAUGAAGAUGAUGAUAAACCUACCAGCAGUCCAGAUACAGGGUUUGCAGAGGAUGAUAUGCAAGAUAUGCCUGAAAAUCUGGAAUCUCUGGAGGCAGAAAAAUCAAAAGCCCCUAUUGAAGCUGGUCCUGCCAGUUUCACUGAGAUCACUAAAGAUUUUGAUGAGAAUAAAGAAAAUAAAACUCCAGAAGGGUCUCAGGGGGAAGUUGACUGGCUUCAACAGUAUGAUAUGGAGCGAGAGCGGGAAGAAGAAGAGCUCCAGCAGGCCCUUGCUCAGAGCCUCCAGGAGCAAGAGGCCCGAGAACAGAAAGAAGAUGAUGACCUCAAAAGAGCCACAGAAUUAAGUCUUCAAGAAUUUAAUAACUCCUUUCUGGAUGGAAUGGGUUCGGAUGAUGACUCUGGAAAUGAAGAUGUUUUUGAUAUGGAAUACACAGAAGCUGAAGCAGAGGAAUUGAAGAGAAAUGCUGAGACAGGAAAUCUUCCUCAUUCUUAUCGACUCAUCAGUGUUGUCAGCCAUAUUGGAAGUACAUCUUCUUCAGGCCAUUACAUUAGUGAUGUGUACGACAUUAAGAAGCAGACCUGGUUCACUUACAAUGACCUGGAGGUGUCUAAAAUCCAAGAGACCUCUGUUCAGAGUGAUAGAGACCGGAGUGGUUACAUCUUCUUUUAUAUGCACAAAGAUAUCUUUGAUGAGCUGCUGGAAACAGAAAAGGCCUCCCAGCUGCUUAGCAUGGAGGCCGGGCGGAUCACCCGGCCAGCACUGUGAGGAGCCCACUCCCAGGUGUGGGGACAUCUGUGUGUGCACACGACUGUCUCGUUUUUGUGUUUUUUCCACCUGAGAAUUCUGAACUUAGAACUGACACAGGAGUGACAAACAGCUCAGGGCCAAACCAAAACAUAGAAAGCUUCAAACCAGGGAAGUUCUUCAUGCAUGGAAAUCCUUGAACCUCACACCUGUAGCUGAUCAGCCUUCUCUCCAAGAGCAGAGUGGAGCUUUCUGUAGUUCCAGGAAUCUAGACACACACACACAUGUACGUACGUACGUACAUGCAUAAACAUUCACACACAGCUACAUACACACUCAUGCUCUGAUACGUACACCUGUGUGUACAUGUGUGUUUGUAUAUAUUGGACAGAAUGGAGCCUUAAAGAGUUGGAAUGAGCCACAAGACUUUGUUUGCUCGGAAUUCGUAGCAUAGUUGGUAUGGAGAAGAAAUGGAAGAAAGUGACAGGGGGAUUUUCAAGUUCAUUCAACUGGGAAACGGGUGAAGAAACCACCUGUAUCACUUGCCAUUUGCGUAUUUUUAUGCCCUUCAUGAGCAGUUUGAGCAAUAGUUUAUAACUUUGAGUGUAUGUUUCAUUAGUAAAGUUCACUGGAACCCCAACUUUCCACAAACACUAAUGAUAGUUCUUCCGGCUAAGGGGGAUGUUUUUGUCAUUUGAGAUGAAGCAUGUUUUGGUUAUUUAAUUAUCAUUAUUUCAUGGUUUUGUAACUCCUCUACAGUUUACAUGCAGUUCUAGGAAAUGAAAUGUUGGUGCUGAGGAAUGUGUUGUAACAUUUUCAUCAUCCUUCACAGUUUUUGCUCAUUGUAUGCUUUGUGCAUUUAAAAAAAAAAAAAAAGUUUUAAUUCACACAGUGUAUUCCUUUAUUCAGUCAGCAUUUGUUCUUGUUACUGGCUUCCUUUCAUUUAUUCCAAUAUCGUUCCCACUUGAGAUUAGACACCAACUAUUUCACGCUGCUUCUGGAGUUAGCCAAAGCAUCCUAUAAAAAUUGGGCAAAAAUUUUGCCCCAAAUGGGAUCCAUUGACAGAUAAUCUUUGAAAGGUUCCUCGUCUUUCUCAUCCCCAGAUAUCAAAAGGUGUUCUUUAUUCUGGACUACUUACCCUACCCCAAAUGUAAAAAUGAGUGUGCAUUGGGACAGGGCUUAAACAUUUAAAACCAUUUAGUCUCUUGAUGCAUUUCUAAGAAUAAUUGAAGUGAGGAUGAUUUAGGAGAGUCCCAGUCAACUGUAAAGUUUAGUGAAUUGACCUUAUCUGCUUGAGGUCGAGGAUAAAUAUGGUUGAAAAACUAAGCACUCUACAUUUCAGUAACUGCUCAAAUGACAUAAAGCAGAUUGGUUAAACAAUUUGAGAAACCAUAUAAAGGAUGAUUUUUUUUUUUUUUUUUGGUAGGUAAAAUUCUAUAACAACUAAUUUUGAGAGCUUGGCUCCAUCAUUAGAUUCCCAUGCAGCUUGGUGUCAUGAAGCAAAACUUGAUAUUUGUCUCAUUCCUUUAUUACAAAGAAAUGUGUUAAAAACUGUAGACUCUGAAUUUGGUCCACGUUACAGUUUUAAUACCUUAUGGAAAUAUGGAAAGUUUUUUUCUUAAAAACUACUUUCUCAUAUUGCAAGGCUGGUUGUCAUCAGUCUCUUGAGAAGGGAGCCAGCAAGGGAUAACUGUGGAUUUUUUUUUUAAACCACUAUUCAUAAACUUAAACUAAAUUAAUGAUGUUGGGAGGCUGGAUAUCUUUUCCUUUGAAGCAGCCUUCAGCAUUACAGACAUAGCUUUGUUCUGCAGUCUGUUCUGUAAGUGAAGCCUCUUCUUACCUGGAUUGUUUUGUAUUGUGACAACCACAAACAAGAAAUGCUUUUGACCCCUCUCUAUAUCACAUGCACUGCUGUAUCAUAAACUAUCAAUUUUGUAUUGUUGGCGAGAGAAAUCUAAGGGAAAAGCUUAUUUUAAUAUAGGUUUUGUUUUGUUUUGCAACAUUUCCAACAAAAAAACCUUUAAGAAAAAUAAAGGUAAAACAAGUCUUACAGUAAAUGAGUUAACUGAUUGUAGCAUUCCUCUACUCUCCUUCCCCAUCCCCAGUCCCUUUGAGUGCAGCACUAAAAGUAAACCUGAAUGAAUUUAAAGACAAUUCACAGGGAAUGGUUACAUUUGGAGUCAGAAAAGUGGGAAUACAGAAAGUUGUCACAGGAGCAAAAAGGAAGCUCUCCAGGUGGGCUCCUGAAAAAUUAGUCUAAAUUGAGUUACUGUAAUUGGAAGCAUGAUUUGAUAGGGUCUUCUCCCUCAUUCUUAGUAUGUUGGAGCUCUUUCUCUCAUAUUGAACAUAUUGACUGUUCUACUAUUGUUAGAUCUUAGCACCUGGGGGCUUCACUUCUGACAGACAUGUCCCAUUUAAGUGGCUUCAUUAAUUCUCCUUUCUCUGUUUUACUCUUCCACUACAGAGUCCCUUCUCAGUUUAGCUUAAUGUGGAAAUCCUGACUACAAAUUGGAAUUUCAGCUUGAUUUUGUUGAUAAAGAUAAUAGCAGGGGAGGGGUUAUUCCUGGUUGCAGUGGCUUUAUAUAUUUUAAAAUUUUGUGUGUGUGUGUACGUAUGUGUAUGUGUGUGUGUGUGUGUGUAUACACACACAUAUAUAUGUAUAUAUAUAUAUUUUUUUUUUUCUUUUGCACAGCAUGGCCAGUUCAGAUUUGUGGUGUGAGUGUUUGAUGAGUGGAAGGAGAAAGGGUCCUGUUAUUCUGUAGAAAAAUAUCUACUGCAAAUCCUAAGCAUUUUGUGACCAUCAGUUAUAUAUAUAGUGUUGGAACUAAUAUAGCAUAUUAGUUCUGUAUACAACCAGUAUGAUGAGUUUGGGAUUUUUUUUUUAAAGGAAAACUAAACCAAACAAAAUUUAUAUUGGUCCUUAUCACCUAGUAUUUUGGGAUGUGGGAGAAUCAUCAUAGCAGUUAUAAAUAGAAUUUCAGCCUGCUGGAAGAUAGACUGUGUAUCUUUCUGUCUCUGUCCAUCUGUCCCAACAAGGCAGUAUAACAAAUUACACAUUUUCCUUCUAAUUUCCUUAGAUUUUGAAAAAAAAUUUUUACUGAAAAGAUUUUGCCUUAAUUACAGGCUCUGUCAGUGAUCAAGUGUCAUAAAUAACUAUUCAAGUGUCAUAAAUAUCUCAUGAAAUGUACUCAUUUGUCCAGAAAGCAACCCCUAGCCAUGUUUAUUUACCAAUACCUUUUAUCAAAGGUUCCUAAAAACAAGCUUUAAAACUUAAAGCAUGGCAGAGGGUUAAUUGGCUGAUUAUUGUCCUCCCCUGCUGGUAGCAUUAUAUAGCUAUUGACAUAUAGCUAUAUACACAUAUAGCUAUACAUAGAUAGAUGUAUAAUGUAGGCUGUCUAAAAAUGCAUGUUUGUGAAAGAAAAAUUGGCAAUUUUUCAAAUAACUCAGUUGCUGGUUGUGGCAUAUGUGGGUGGGGAGGGACAUUUUUUAAAAAGAUAGAAUAUAGCAAAUAAACUUUACUCACCUUACCCAUAAGAGAAUUAGUCCAAAUGGGCUGUGUUUAAAUAAAUAAAACUAUUUAUCUUUGUCGUUUCCUCACCUUUGUCCCCUUGAAAUACCUGCCCUGAAGAAUAUUGGUUUAUAUUACUUUUAAUCUUUCUCUAUUUCAUAUAAAUAAAAACUUUAAUGUGGA
This is a messenger RNA of Sarcophilus harrisii (Tasmanian devil), 7192 nucleotides long. It is a transcript of the gene USP37, whose product is annotated as ubiquitin specific peptidase 37. Gene Ontology annotation, biological process: G1/S transition of mitotic cell cycle; protein deubiquitination. Gene Ontology annotation, molecular function: cysteine-type endopeptidase activity; cysteine-type deubiquitinase activity. Bases 565 to 3522 code for a protein of 985 amino acids. NCBI's taxonomy places the organism in Eukaryota, Metazoa, Chordata, Mammalia, Dasyuromorphia, Dasyuridae. The transcript is spliced from 26 exons. The record is from RefSeq and is a predicted model, not a curated record. Gene Ontology annotation, cellular component: cytosol; nucleus.